GUUGGCAUUCGAAAUAAGCCAAUGAUAGGCCUGCUCCAGAGCUUCCUCUCCGCCUCCUCCGCUUUGCUUGCGAGUGCUCGGAGGGAAGCGGAUCGGUAGUGGCCGGUGCAGAAACGUUGCUUAGGCGGACACGAGAUGACCGGUUCGAACGAAUUCAAGCUGAAUCAGCCACCGGAGGAUGGCAUCUCCUCGGUCAAGUUCAGCCCCAACACCUCCCAGUUCCUCCUGGUCUCCUCCUGGGAUACGUCUGUGCGCCUCUACGAUGUGCCCGCCAAUUCCAUGAGGCUCAAGUACCAGCACACUGGUGCUGUCCUGGACUGCGCCUUCUACGAUCCAACGCAUGCCUGGAGUGGAGGAUUAGAUCAUCAACUGAAAAUGCAUGAUUUGAAUACUGAUCAAGAAAAUCUUGUUGGAACUCAUGAUGCCCCUAUCAGAUGUGUUGAAUACUGUCCAGAAGUGAACGUGAUGGUCACUGGAAGUUGGGAUCAGACAGUUAAGCUGUGGGAUCCCAGAACUCCUUGUAAUGCUGGAACAUUCUCCCAGCCAGAAAAGGUCUACACCCUGUCAGUGUCUGGGGACAGACUGAUUGUGGGCACAGCGGGCCGCAGAGUGCUGGUGUGGGACUUAAGGAACAUGGGUUAUGUGCAGCAGCGCAGGGAGUCCAGCCUGAAGUACCAGACCCGCUGCAUCCGAGCAUUCCCGAACAAGCAGGGUUAUGUGUUAAGCUCCAUCGAAGGCCGAGUGGCUGUGGAAUACUUGGACCCGAGCCCCGAGGUUCAGAAGAAGAAGUACGCCUUUAAGUGUCACAGGCUAAAGGAGAACAACAUUGAGCAGAUUUACCCAGUCAACGCCAUCUCCUUUCACAAUAUCCACAACACGUUUGCCACAGGUGGUUCUGAUGGAUUUGUAAAUAUUUGGGACCCAUUUAACAAAAAGCGCCUGUGCCAGUUCCAUCGAUACCCCACCAGCAUCGCUUCCCUUGCCUUCAGUAAUGACGGAACUACGCUUGCAAUAGCAUCGUCAUAUAUGUAUGAAAUGGAUGACACGGAGCAUCCUGAAGAUGGUAUCUUCAUUCGCCAAGUGACAGAUGCAGAAACAAAGCCCAAGUCACCUUGUUCUUGACAAGAUUUCAUGUUCUUAAACGCCAUGUUGAUGAUAAUAAAACAAUUGGUUCUCCCAGUGGUGGAUUCAUAACUAUUAAUAAAGAAACCAGGAAAUAUUAAUUUUGAUUUUUUUAUUUAUAGAACCUGAAAAUAAUGGAAAAGAGAUUUUUAUUUUAAUUUUUUUUUUUUUUUUUAAUGAAAACGUAAGUGCACAAGCUGGUUUGAUGGUUUGCUUGCAUUAAAGGUAUUUGGGCAAAUCAGACUUGAGAGCAGUGGCUGCACUUUUGAGAAUCAGUUUUGACCUUGGUUUUUGUUUCUGCUGUGGAAAUAAGUGUUUGUAAAUAGGAGUUAUCUAAAUCCCUUUGUGUUCUUUCUGUCCUUAAAUGGGGGAGAAAAGGCUCUGGAGCCAUUGCCUUCUUUGCUGGUGAUAGUUGGUAAUUCGAAAGCUGCUUCAGACUGCCUCAUGAGGAGGUUAAUCUACAAUUAAACAAUAUUUCCUCUUGGCCGUCCAUUAUUUUCUGAAGCAGAUGGUUCAUCAUUUCCUGGGCUGCUAAACAAAGCGAGGUUAAGGUUAGACUCGCGGGAAUCAGCUAGUUUUCAAUCUUAUUAGACUGCAGAAGGAAAACUAAUAAGAAAAGCUCCUAACAUCAUCUUGUGACUGUAAACAAUUAUUUAUUAGCAAACAAUUGAUCCCAGAAGGGCAAAUUGUUUGAGUCAGUAAUGAGCUGAGAAAAGACAGAGCGUAUCUGUGCAUUUGGGAAAGUCAUUGUAACGUAAUUGCAGUACAUUUAGACAGGCAUCUAUCUGGACCUGUUUCUAUCUCUAAAUGAAUUUUUGGAAACAUUAAUGAGGUUUACAUAUUUCUCUGACAUUUAUAUAGUUCUCAUGUCCAUUGCAGUUGCCCAGCCGCUGGUGAUUAAA
Molecule: messenger RNA, 2024 nt
Organism: Mastomys coucha (southern multimammate mouse)
Lineage: Eukaryota; Metazoa; Chordata; Mammalia; Rodentia; Muridae
Gene: Bub3
Product: BUB3 mitotic checkpoint protein
Exons: 8
Coding region: 136-1122 (328 amino acids)
Biological process (GO): mitotic spindle assembly checkpoint signaling
Cellular component (GO): mitotic checkpoint complex; kinetochore; bub1-bub3 complex
Molecular function (GO): ubiquitin binding
Source: RefSeq, a predicted model, not a curated record